Molecule: messenger RNA, 990 nt
Organism: Prorocentrum cordatum
Lineage: Eukaryota; Dinophyceae; Prorocentrales; Prorocentraceae
Source: the annotation of a GenBank genome assembly
AUGCUCGGCGACGGGCCCUCGAGCCCAAACUACGGCCUUGGGUUCGUCCUGACGUGCGUUGCUGGGUUCGCCACUGUGCUGGGAGUCGGGUUCGUACCCCUCUUGAGCUACGGGGCGCCGAGGACCGUGACCUCUGCCGCGCUGGGCUUCGCUGCCGGCGUCAUGCUGUACGUGUCCUUCGUGGACGUCCUCGGGGAGGAGGCGAAGGAGUUUUUUGAGGACCACUUCAAGGGUGGUGGUGGGUCAGAUGAAACUGAAGAUGGUGAAAACGUAAUGGUGAGAAUCUCAGUGGCAGUCUUUUUCUUUCUCGGUAUUGGAUUGGCGAUGGUGUUGUUGCGGAUAAUGGACGCUUUCCACAGCCACGGCCAUGGCCCAGAGAGUUCGCCUUCUCGGGAUGUCGAGCUUUCAGGUGAGAGAGGCGAGAGGCCAAGUCCAAGUCCAUUGACAGGAGGUUCCGAGGGGACGGGGCACGAUCACCAAGUGCUUACCAGAGGACGCUCAAGGAGCCUGACAUCGGAUCAGAGCUCCUUGGAGCGAGUCUCCUUGGUGGCGUUCGUGGCGUUGACCUUGCAUAACUUUCCGGAGGGGCUGGCGACGUUCUUUGGUGGUGGGAACAAGUCUUUCGCAGUGCCUUUCGCAAUUGCCAUGCACAACAUCCCUGAGGGGGCCGCCAUCGCGAUCCCCAUCUACCAGUCCUCUGGCAGCGUGAUGAAAGCGGUGCGGAAUACGUGUAUUGCUGGUCUGGCGCAGCCCGCCGGUGCCUUGAUGGGUUGGAUCCUCAUCCUUGGACUCGGAGUCGAAAACGUGUCGAACUUCGUAUAUGGCGCCUUGUAUUCUGCCACCGCGGGAAUCAUGGUUUGCGUGUCGAUCAUGGAACUGAUUCCCGAGGCGUUGCAGGGUGGGUCGCCAUUCUUUGUUGGAUGUUGCAUAUUCGGGGGCUUCCUGAUCAUGGAGGUGUCGAUCAUACUGCUAGGAUUGUCAGGGUUAUGA